AAUGUGUUAAUCAGAAGAGGAGAAGACAAGCUGACAGCUGUCAUUGGAGACUUUGGUCUAGCAGCAAAGAUUCCCGAUCCACUAAAUGAAAAUGAGAAGCUGUCUAUUGUGGGUUCUCCCUACUGGAUGGCCCCAGAGUGUCUGAGAGGAGAGAGGUAUUUUGAAAAGGCUGAUGUCUUUUCCUAUGGCAUAGUGCUGUGUGAAAUGAUAGCAAGAAUACCAGCAGAUCCAGAUAUAUUACCCAGAACGCAGACUUUUGGCCUUGACUAUGUGGCCUUCAGUGAAAUGGUGGGUGACUGUCCUUUGGAUUUCUUGCAGCUAACAUUUACCUGUUGUCAGAUGGAUGUGAAGAAGAGGCCAUCAUUUCAGGAGUUGAUAGAGCCUCUGAAUGAGAUAGAAACUCAUGCCAUGAAUAUAGACCAGGAGAGAAAGGAGCAACUUUUUAUUGACACAGAUCAAAUUACUGUGGAAGAUUUCUCAGAAAAUGGAAAUUUACUUAUGCUAAGUAGUACGUAUUUGUCAUUUGCUAAGUAG
This is a messenger RNA of Lingula anatina, 534 nucleotides long. Its product is annotated as dual specificity testis-specific protein kinase 2. Gene Ontology annotation, cellular component: nucleus; cytoplasm. The record is from RefSeq and is a predicted model, not a curated record. Lineage: Eukaryota; Metazoa; Brachiopoda; Lingulata; Lingulida; Lingulidae. Gene Ontology annotation, biological process: actin cytoskeleton organization; protein phosphorylation. Gene Ontology annotation, molecular function: ATP binding; protein serine/threonine kinase activity.